Dujonia railenensis is the source of this 1179-nucleotide messenger RNA. The record is from the annotation of a GenBank genome assembly. NCBI's taxonomy places the organism in Eukaryota, Fungi, Ascomycota, Pichiomycetes, Serinales, Debaryomycetaceae.
AUGUCGCUCAAUCAAGACCUGCUAUUCUUGAAGUUGCCUGCCCCACAGAAAUUGGCGGAAAAAGGCGCUUCCUCGUCGGUGGACCAGCUUCUACACGAUUUGAAGAACAAGGUGGAGUACUCUGCCUUGAUCGAUACUUGCUAUUUCUUGCUUAAAGAUGGCGAUUUAUCGUACGAGGAAUCUCUCAAGGUAUGGGAGAUCAGGCUCAUCUUGCACAUAUUCGACGGUGGUAUAAGCAUUGCGAAAAAGGAAGGUAUAAACUUGAAUAAUGAGUUGUACUUGAUUGAAAACAAGCUGCGGGAGCCUCCAGCAGCGCCCCAGGCUCCCGGUGUGCCUUCGUCCAGGACCGGGUCCCUAACAAAUGCUUCUGCUACCGGAAACGAGGCAACACUCCCCAUAUAUCCGCUCCCUAGAAACAACAAUUCGCAAAUAAGUCAUUCGUUGCUCAUCCUUCUCCUUAGGCUCAAGUCUAUCCCCAAUUUGAACUUGGUAAAUGAACUAUACAAGCUUACGUAUCAAAGUAGGUUGAAGGCUUCAAGCAACUCAAAGGAGCCUGAAGUAAUAUCGCUACAGUUGGCUAAUUUAAGCUACGAUAUUAUUGUUGUGCUUACGAUCACCAAGAACUACCUCACGCUUGUGAACUUCAUCCAGUCCAUACGGUAUGAGCUUGAUAUAGGAUCCGCAUACUCAUCCCGCCUAGCUCUUCUAUGGCUCAUAAUAAAACUCAUUCUCCAUGUGAAGAAGUACGCUUCUACCACUGCAGGUAAUACCGACAGCCUUACCGAUGCCCUUGUGCAACAGUACCAAAAAGACUUCAAUGGCAUCUCGAAACUGACGCUCUCUGAGUUCCAGUACAUCCUUAACAAUUUCAAUCCCAACCUUUCGGUCGGCUCAGUAAAUGAUGGAGUUAAUGAGAUCACAUUGGAGCUACUUGUGAGUAGAGCUCAAAAGGGAUUGAUUUCGGGGCGCAUAAUAUGCUGCACUCUUGGAUUGUGGAAUCUACAGAAUAGAUUUGGAGUUGAGUUAAGAGAUGGUGAACUUGUUUUUGAAAAGAAAGCUAAAGAAAAUAAGGAAGAGGGCACAGAGGGCACAGAGAGAGCCAAAACUGUUGAAGAAUGCUACCUGGAGGUGACCCAUCGUUGGCUCGGGAACAUCAACAGAGUCUACUGUUUAGAGUGA